UGUUUUAUUCAACUGGGUUGUUGUAAAUUAUCAAUGAAAACACACAAAUCAACAAAAGUUAUCGAGAGCCCAAAAUAGUAAUUGGAAGUUAAUUUGUGGACUGAGGGAGUACUUUAGAAUUAUUUGUUUCAUUUGAAAGAUUGCAAAAAUAUGAUCAAUUAUAUACUCCUUAUAUAAGGCUUGGAUUUUCUUAUUACAAAACAUAGAAAAGGGUUUGCCGUGAGUUUCCUUAAUAUCUGAGACGUUGCAGGAGAAACAAGGUGUUGGUAAAACAACUGAGCACACCCCCUCCUGACUCAAUUCAAAGCAUGUCUAUGGAAGCAACAAUGGUCUUACUCGCAUAACAUGUCCUACAACGCACUUAGAUUCGUCUACACAAUUGUUACUGCAUUUGUCUUUGGGACAAUCUUCUGGGGUCUUGGUUUAAAGAGGAGUAAGGCACAAGAUUUGUUCAAUGCCAUGGGUUCCAUGUAUACAUCGGUUCUCUUUACUGGUGCUUUAAAUGCAUUCACUGUCCAACGAGUAGUUGUAUUGGAGCGGACUGUAUUUUACAGAGAAAGAGCUGCAGGAAUGUAUUCAGCCAUGCCUUUUGCCUUCGCAAUGGUAGUUAUUGAGCUCCCAUAUGUUUUGCUGCAAGCAAUCAUCUACAGCACCAUGGUCUAUUCCAUGAUUGGAUUGUUGCAAAAUUUUCAUGGUACCUUCUAAUCAUGUUCUUGACAUUCUUGUACUCCACCUUCCUUGGUAUGAUGUCAGUGUCCUUAGCACCGAAUGUGGACAUCGCAUCCAUCUUCUCCAUUGCAUCUCUGGGAAUAUGGAACCUCUUCUCCGGAUUCUUGAUUCCUCGGCCUCUUGCUCCGGUGUGGUGGAGAUGGUGUUACCUGCUGUCUCCGGUUGCUUGGACGCUAUACGGGUUGGUGGGGUCGCAGUUUGGAGACGUUGAGGAUGUUUUGGAGACGUUCGACACGUGGAGAGCUUCUUGAGGGUUUAUUUCGGGUUCAGACGAGACUUCUUGGGAGAAACUGCUGCCAUUCUCUCUGCUUUUGUGCUCCUCUUUGCACUAAUCUUUGCUUUCUGCAUGAAGCUCUUCAAUUUCUAAAAGCGGUAAAAAGAUACGGAGUACAAAACAAAACUUGUCUGUACAUAAAUACGAUACUGUAUGGGACAAAGUAGAUUGAUUAGUCCUAAGAAUAAGCCCAUGCAAACUGCAGUUGAGAUGCUGCUUAGUUUUUUUUUUUUGUUGUAAAUAUAGUUAAAUAAAUAAAAAAUACUCGGUAAUAUU
Cuscuta campestris is the source of this 1279-nucleotide messenger RNA. The record is from the annotation of a GenBank genome assembly. Lineage: Eukaryota; Viridiplantae; Streptophyta; Magnoliopsida; Solanales; Convolvulaceae.